UAAAAGGGAGCUGUGAAAGGGCAAAAGAAGAGCCUUUCCUAGACAGAACUGAGGAACAUCUAAACAGCAUCAACAUGGAUGGGAGCAAGACAUACAAUAUCCCGCCAGAAACGGCUUAUCCUCCACCUUUUUACACUGAAAGCACCCUGAACCCCAAUACUGGAUAUUAUCCUAACCAAGGGGUUUAUGGUUCACUGCCACAGUAUGGAGUUCAGAAUCCACAAGGAGCCCAGACUGUUGUCACAGCCCUGUCGACGGUGUAUGUGACCCAGGUGCCACUUAACCCACCUGUACCAGACUACCUGGGAUAUUCCAUCUUCACCAUACUGUGCUGCUGCUUGCCUCUGGGAAUUGCAGGUCUUAUCUACUCAAUCAGUACACGUGAUGCCAAUAAUCAGGGUCAGCGGGAACUGGCGGAGAGGAGCUCAUGUACCGCAUGGAUUCUCAACAGCAUUGGCCUGGCCAUCGGCAUUGCAGUCACCAUUGCAUGGAUUGCCAUUAUAAUUGUAUAUAGGAUCUACAGAUAA
Molecule: messenger RNA, 527 nt
Organism: Paramormyrops kingsleyae
Lineage: Eukaryota; Metazoa; Chordata; Actinopteri; Osteoglossiformes; Mormyridae
Source: RefSeq, a predicted model, not a curated record